Molecule: messenger RNA, 1554 nt
Organism: Yarrowia lipolytica CLIB122
Lineage: Eukaryota; Fungi; Ascomycota; Dipodascomycetes; Dipodascales
Biological process (GO): prolyl-tRNA aminoacylation
Cellular component (GO): cytoplasm; aminoacyl-tRNA synthetase multienzyme complex
Molecular function (GO): ATP binding; proline-tRNA ligase activity
Source: RefSeq, a predicted model, not a curated record
AUGCCCCCCAAAGCUGCCAAGGCCAAGAACGACAACAUGUUGAUCGGUAUCACCGUCAACAAGGAGGACGACUUCUCCGGAUGGUACCAGCAGAUUGUCACCAAGGGAGAAAUGCUGGACUACUAUGACGUGUCCGGCUGCUACAUCAUGCGACCUCCCUCCUACUUUGUGUGGGAGCAGAUCCAGGAGUGGUUCAACAUCAAGAUCAAGAAGCUGGGUGUCAAGAACGCCUACUUCCCCAUGUUUGUGUCUUCUCGAGUGCUGGAGAAGGAGAAGGACCACGUGGAGGGUUUUGCUCCCGAGGUUGCCUGGGUUACCAAGGCCGGAUCUUCGGAUCUCGAGGAGCCUGUGGCUAUUCGACCCACUUCCGAGACUGUCAUGUACCCCUACUACGCCAAGUGGGUGCGAUCUCACCGAGACUUGCCUCUCAAGCUCAACCAGUGGAACUCCGUUGUGCGAUGGGAAUUCAAGCACCCCCAGCCUUUCCUGCGAACCCGAGAGUUCCUGUGGCAGGAGGGCCACACCGCCCAUCUGACUGCCAAGGAGGCCGAGGAUGAGGUCAUGGCUAUUCUCGACAAUUACGAGAAGAUCUACAGCGAGCUGCUGGCUGUCCCCGUCAUUAAGGGUAAGAAGUCCGAGAAGGAGAAGUUCGCAGGUGCUCUGUUCACCACCACCGUCGAGGGCUUUAUUCCUUCCACUGGUCGAGGUAUCCAGGGAGCCACCUCCCAUUGUCUGGGCCAGAACUUCUCCAAGAUGUUCGACAUCUCUGUUGAGGAUCCCAACGGAGGUGCAGACAAGCUGUUUGCCUGGCAGAACUCCUGGGGUCUGUCUACCCGAGUCAUUGGUGUCAUGACCAUGACCCACUCCGACAACAAGGGUCUUGUGCUGCCCCCUCGAGUGGCCCACACCCAGGCCAUCAUCAUCCCCUGUGGCCUGACCGCCAAGCUUGCCGCUGAGAAGCGAGCUGCUGUUAUGGACGCCUCCGCUGCCAUUGAGAAGGCUCUGUCCGAGGCCGAUGUCCGAGUCGCCUCCGAUACCCGAGAUACCUACUCUCCGGGCUGGAAGUUUUCCGACGCUGAGCUGCGAGGUAUCCCCCUCCGAAUCGAGGUCGGUCCUCGAGAUGUUGAGCAGGGAAAGAUUGUGGCUGUGCGACGAGACAACGGCGAGAAGAUUGUGAUGGAUAUUGCCGACCUGGCCACCUCUGUCCCCGAGCUGCUGGAGACCAUCCAGAAGGACCUCUUCUCCAAGGCAAAGGAGACCUUCGAUAAGCAUGUCAUCAAGGCCACAACCUGGGACGACUUUGUCAAGGCCCUCAACGCCGGUAACCUGGUUCUGGCCCCCUGGUCCGCCUCCAUCGAGACCGAGGAGUGGAUCAAGGACAACUCUGCCCGAACCGUCGACCCCAACAAUGAGGCCGACGACAAGGCUCCCUCCAUGGGCGCCAAGACCCUGUGCAUUCCUUUUGAGCAGCCCGAGCUUGCUGCCGACGCUGUCUGCGUCACUGGCUCUGGUAAGAAGGCUGACAACUGGUGUUUGUUUGGUCGAUCUUACUAA